Molecule: messenger RNA, 3066 nt
Organism: Aspergillus bombycis
Lineage: Eukaryota; Fungi; Ascomycota; Eurotiomycetes; Eurotiales; Aspergillaceae
Product: Zn2Cys6 transcription factor
Exons: 5
Coding region: 1-3066 (1021 amino acids)
Biological process (GO): secondary metabolite biosynthetic process; DNA-templated transcription
Molecular function (GO): DNA binding; FAD binding; zinc ion binding
Source: RefSeq, a predicted model, not a curated record
AUGGAGGCCACCUCCAGACAGAGCCCGGUCGAAGGGGAAACUCUGAAUAGCACCCAGCUUCUAAUCACCCGCGACCCGAGGAAGCCAGCUGCGAAUCAGACAUUGCACGGCCGUUUCGCGUUCCCCCAAGCCAAGCAGUUCAUUACUCAGUGCAGUGAGAACUCAACAAUUGUUGGCCUUGCGCGAGAAGUGCAAUUCCUGCAAGGAAAACUGCCUCGCCAGUUGGACUCACCAGCUGCAAUGGUGAACGGUAGGAGCUCACCUGAGCUCGUGCAGCUUCGUGUGUCGCUUCCAGCGAAGAGCAUAUGUGACCGGCUGCUGCGCACAUACACCGAUAACUUCGAGAAAAUACACCGCAUCAUACAUGUGCCCUCGUUUCGUCGCGAGUAUGCGAAAUUCUGGACCGAGCCCGAUCAUGAAUUCUACCAAUCUUCAUCGGCAUUCAUACCGCAGCUUACGGCGAUAUGCACCAUAUCGCUUGCCUUGGAUGGCCAACGUACGAAGGUGAACGACUCUGCACUGUGGGAGUACUUGAACGGACCAGCAAUCACGCUGGUCCAACGUUGGGUUCAGAAUUUGAGCCGCAAAGGGCGAACGGAGCUCGCCGCACUUCAAGUCGAGACGCUCCUGCACCUGAGUCGUCGUCUGCGACUCAUGCCCGCCGAAGAAUUAUGGAAAGCCACAGGCGCCCUGAUCCGCUCGGCGAUGGUGAUGGGUCUACACCUGAAUCUGGCGAAGUGUAGCGGGCUUUCUGUCUUUGCGGCACAGGUCCGGCGUCGACUGUGGAUCACGAUUGUAGAGAUGGACCUUGACGCGUCGAUCGCUUCGGGCAUGCCGGUGAUGACGUCCCCACACGACGUUGGACCGCCGCCGGCCAACCUGGACGAUGCUGAUUUCGAUGAAUCCACAUCAGAGCUUCCACCCGCGAAGGGACCAUCUGGGCUGACAGAUUCCAUUUAUCAAGUUUUGUUAGCGAAGUCUCUAGCCGAGCGCCUACGGACGAUGUCUGUAGCCAGAACGGCCAGAGAGCAGACUGAUUUGAGCGAACUGAUCAAGCAAGGAAGGGCGAUUCUAGAACACCUUCGGCAGAUACCAUCUCCACUGAAACUGGGGGAGGGUGCCAUGAUCAAUGACGACCCGGCAAUCCUGCUUAAUCGUGUGUUGCUGGAUAUCUAUACACGUCGGCCUCUUCUAUGUCUUUACCGGCCGGUCGUUAUUGGAGGUGCUCACGGCGAUCCCGAUUUCGCGGAGAUAUGCCGAAUUUGUUUGGGCUCAUCCCUCGCCAUUUUGUCUUACCAGGAUCAUUUCGACCCGAGUGUAGCCGACUUGGAGGUGUGCAAUCUGGGCGCAUACUGGGAUCUGUUCCACACUCUGUGCAAACAUGAUAUUUUAUGGGAUGCCAUCAGCGUAUGUGGAUACAUCAGGGUGUCCACCCAAAGACACAUCAUCGACCCUCAGCAGUCUGGGCGGACAAUGCAGUGGAGCUCGAUGCAUAGUAAAGCAAGCCUGACACGGAUUGUCGAACAUACUUUGGACGGUUUAACAACACGGAUCGGUGAACCAGGGAGUAACCUCAAGGACGUUUUACUUCUUGCGGUUGUUCUGCAGUCCGUCCGCGCUCGCGGCUCAACCCAGGCCCAAGAAGAACGAAUGUCACAAGGAGCUAGCAAGGCCUUGAGUGCUUGUCGACAGCACUUGCUUCCCGCGGUGGCGGAGGACUCCUUGGCAUUGAAUCUCACUGAUUUUGCUCAAAUGCUCCAAACUACGCAACCGAUGUUUACACCCGACGACAUCUCCUUCAGUGAAGACUUGCGAAAUACCAUGUCGACCCCAGAAAACGUUGCCAUCAUCGGUGCAGGCCUUUCCGGUUUGACCCUAGCUCUUGCUCUCCGUCGACAGUCCAUCCCAUGUACAAUCUACGAGGCUAGAUCUGCCCCGUUAGACAUUGGUGGUGCUAUUAUGCUGUCUCCCAAUGCACUCCGCAUCCUCGAUAUACUCGGAGUAUACCAGCGCAUUCGACCACAGGGAUAUGAGUUCGAUCAUUUGUACUUUCGCUCUCCCGACAACGAGCUGGUUGAUACUUACGAGUUCGGACACAUGAAGUACGGUUAUCAUGGCUUGCGGAUAUAUCGUCAUGUCCUCAUCAAGGAGCUCUCAGAAAUGGUGGCCCAGGCGAACAUCCCCGUUCACUACAACAGGAAAUUCCUACGGGUCAUUUCCGAGACCUGCUCCGAUGUCACCUGGCAGUUUGACGAUGAGACUACAGCAACGGCAACCUGCCUGGUAGGUGCAGAUGGAAUCCAUUCUCGGGUACGGAGAUAUCUCUAUCCAGACCUAGAACCGCGAUUCACAAACGCAAUUGGAGUGACCGCUGCAGUUCCUACUAGUCAGCUGGAAGUCCCCGGAGGAUACGAGAUGCCCGUCACAAUCAUGAACUCGAAGCACGGGGCUUUUGUCAUCGCACCGCAGCUCCACGAUGGGUCCGAGGUCUUGAUCGGGAGACAAAAGCGUGCCCCGGAAUUAGGACGAGAGGGCUGGGACCGACUCCUGAAUGACAAACAAUGGUGCAUUGACUUCCUGCGUGAGGGCGCCAGUGACUACCCUGACAUUGUACAACGAGCGGUGUCGCAGAUCUCUCCAUCCAAAAUCAACCUCUGGCCGUUUUAUGUCGUCCCGAAGCUGGACCGAUGGAGGUCCCACCUCUGUCGGGUUAGUAUCCUGGGUGAUGCUGCACACGCUAUUCCGCCCUCGGCCGGACAGGGAAUCAAUCAGGCCUUUGAAGAUGUCUAUACGUUCUCGUUGGUUUUCGCUAGGAAGAGUCGGGGUAUUUCGCUGGAACAAGCUCUAAGGCUCUGGCAGCAGGGACGACAAGCGCGAGUCGACAAGGUAUUGGAGCUUAAUGCGCAAAUUGACAAGCGUCGUAUGCCAAAGCAGGAGGGGAAUGAUGGAUCGGAUAUGCACGACGCGUUUGACUUGGAAUGGUUAUAUCGUCCCGACUUUGACGCCAUGGUGGAUGAAUGUGAGAAAAUCCACGAGGGCCCGUCCAGUAAUGUUAUUCACCCUUGA